Molecule: messenger RNA, 705 nt
Organism: Beta vulgaris subsp. vulgaris (sugar beet)
Lineage: Eukaryota; Viridiplantae; Streptophyta; Magnoliopsida; Caryophyllales; Amaranthaceae
Product: protein RADIALIS-like 2
Exons: 2
Coding region: 180-428 (82 amino acids)
Molecular function (GO): DNA-binding transcription factor activity
Source: RefSeq, a predicted model, not a curated record
GGAACUUUGGGAAAAACUAGGCCCAACUGGCAUUACCCCACAUUCAACUCCACACCACUAUAAAGAGCAGGCAUUAUCAGCUCUUUCUCAUAUCAUAUCAUUGCUAUUACUACUACUCAUUCUUAGGCUAUUCUUCAUUCUCCAAAACUAAACCAAGUUCUUAACAUUCUUAUUACAAUAUGGCAUCAGGCUCAAUGUCCUCCCGCGGAACAGGAUGCACUUGGACUCCGAAGCAAAACAAAGCCUUCGAAAGAGCCUUGGCUAUUUACGACAGAGAUACUCCUGAUCGUUGGCACAAUAUAGCCAGGGCGGUUGGUGGUAAAACUGCUGAAGAAGUUAAGAGGCAUUAUGAGGACCUUCUGGAGGACAUCAAAAACAUCGAAUCUGGCCAAGUGCCCUUUCCUAAUUACAGAAAUAUUGGUAAUUGAACCAAGGAGACUAGAGUUUUGCAGAGCAAAGGAUUGAAGAAUCUAUAGUGCUCUGUUGAAGAUCUAUCUCAUCUCAUUGAAUAAAACAAUUGAUUAAUGACCUGCUGUUCAUUAACACCUAGUUAAUUAAAGCAACUGGAUUUAAUUUUCCUAAGUACCAAGUGUUCUAUUAGAGUAGUAUUGCAGCAAUGUAACAAAUUCCUAAUUUGCGAUCUUCGUUCCUAGUUAUGUAUGAGAGAUUGUUAAUUAAAGCCAAAUGUUAUUUAUGUUGUGAUUA